AUGACAGCCCUGGUUGAAACUUUGGAACCAGGCUAUUCAAAUUCCCAAGAUACCGAUGUUGGGGUAUUUUCAAACAUUUCUGGUAAAGAAGCUGAUGAUAUCAAAGAGGAUUCCCUAGAUUUACAGGAAUCUAGUCAAGAGCUUGUGAUCCCAAAAAAACCUGCAUCUGCAUAUGUUACAGUUUCUCUUGUCUGUAUUAUGAUUGCGUUCGGUGGCUUUAUCCCUGGUUAUGAUACUGGUACUAUUGGUGGUUUUGAAUCUCAUACUGAUUUCUUAAGAAGGUUUGGUUCUUUACGUAAAGAUGGUACACAUUAUCUACCAAGAGUAAGAGCUGGUUUAUUGACAGCUAUGCAAAACAUUGGUCAAGCCUGUGGCUGCUUUUUCUUAGGCCGUGUUGGUGAUUUGUAUGGCCGUCGUAUUGGUAUUGUUUUUGCUACCACUAUUUUUAUCGUUGGUACCAUUAUUCAAAUUGCAUCUGUCAAAGCUUGGUAUCAAUAUAUGAUCGGUAGAAUUGUUGCCGGUGUAGGUUGUGGUCUGUUCCCUGUGCUGUGCCCAAUGUUAAUUUCUGAAGUCUCACCAAAACAUUUAAGAGGAGCUUUAGUUUCUUGCUAUCAAUUAAUGGUCACUAUGGGUAUUUUCUUAGGUGAUUGUACUAAUUACGGUACCAAGGUUUACCAUGACUCUCGUCAAUGGAGAAUUGGUCUAGGUUUACAAUUUGCUUGGGCUUUAUUCUUAAUCACUGCCAUGCUUUUCGUUCCAGAAUCUCCAAGAUAUUUAAUUGAAAAAGGUAGAUUAGAAGAUGCUAAACGCUCAUUAGCUAAAUCAAACAAAGUAUCCGCAGAUGAUCCAGCAAUUAUCGUAGAGGCAGACCACAUUCAAGCCGCUAUUGCUAAAGAAGAAGCUGAAGGUAAAGCUGCUUGGCGUGAUCUUUUAGAUACAAAACACUUCAUCUUGCAAAGAGUUUUGAACAGUAUUAUGGUUUUAGCUUUACAACAAUUGACUGGAGCUAAUUAUUUCUUCUACUACGGUACUACCAUUUUCAAGGCUGUUGGGUUACAAGAUGGUUACCAAACAGCCAUUGUUUUCGGUGUUGUUAACUUCUUCUCAACCUUUAUUGCUCUGUAUGUUGUUGAAAAGGCUGGUAGAAGAACUGGUCUAUUGUGGGGUGCUGCUGCUAUGAUAUGUUGUAUGUGUGUCUUUGCUUCUGUCGGUGUCACUAGAUUAUGGCCAGAAGGUAAGAAAGCUGGAAUUUCAUCAAAAGGUGCUGGUAACUGUAUGAUUGUCUUCUCUUGUUUCUUCAUUUUCUGUUUUGCUACUACUUGGGCCCCAAUCGCUCACGUUAUUAUUGCCGAAUCUUUCCCAUUAAGAGUUAAAAGUAAAGGUAUGGCUUUGGCUACAGUUUCAAAUCAAUUGUGGAAUUUCUGUGUUGGUUUUUUCACUCCAUUUAUUGCGGGAGCAAUUAAUUUCUACUACGGUUAUGUUUUCAUGGGAUGUUUGGUAUUUUCUUGGUUCUUCGUUUUCUUCUUUAUUCCAGAAACAAAAGGUAUGGUUUUGGAAGAUAUUAAUGUUAUGUGGGAAGAAGGUACUUUACCAUGGAAAUCUGCUAAUUGGGUCCCACCAAGCGAAAGAGGUGCAGAUUAUGAUGUUAACGCUAUGGCUAAUGAUGACCAACCAGUAUGGAAAAAAUGUUUGGUAAGUAGUUUAGCCAAUCAUCAUCUUUUUCUUCGCUUAUAA
Henningerozyma blattae CBS 6284 is the source of this 1734-nucleotide messenger RNA. Its product is annotated as sugar porter family MFS transporter. Gene Ontology annotation, molecular function: carbohydrate:proton symporter activity. Lineage: Eukaryota; Fungi; Ascomycota; Saccharomycetes; Saccharomycetales; Saccharomycetaceae. Gene Ontology annotation, biological process: transmembrane transport; carbohydrate transport. Bases 1 to 1734 code for a protein of 577 amino acids. Gene Ontology annotation, cellular component: plasma membrane. The record is from RefSeq and is a predicted model, not a curated record. The transcript has a single exon.